Molecule: messenger RNA, 1692 nt
Organism: Lachancea fermentati
Lineage: Eukaryota; Fungi; Ascomycota; Saccharomycetes; Saccharomycetales; Saccharomycetaceae
Source: the annotation of a GenBank genome assembly
AUGAAUAUCGGGCGAUCACCAUUGAAAGAGACGGAUGCAAACCUGAAAACGGGAAAUGACUUGCUCAAAAAACGGUCAUUGGAUCGGUUGGAACAACAACAACAUCGCAAAAGAACUAAAACCAACGAUGCAUCGAGAAGGACGAUAGAGGGUGCAGUACAGAUGAGCAAACAAACUGCAUUGAAAAAGGUUGGGGAGCAGUCAAAGGUGACACCCCAUGAUCUUCUCGAAUGGCAGAAUAAUUGGAGGAAAAUUAUGAGAAGGGACACGAAGAUUUAUUUCGAUACAACGGAAGUGCAUGAUACGAUAUUAUAUGCCAAACAAAAGUUGGAUAAGAAGAAGGAUCUUUUGAAACGUGGCUUCUUAUCGUUAGGUGCACAAAUAACGCAGUUUUUCGACACCGAUGUGACAAUUGUCGUUACUAUGCGAACGGUAAAGUCAACUGAUCAGCUUCCGGAUACAGACGUGCUUGCUCGAGCAGCUAAGCGGUACAUGAAAGUUUGGACCUAUGAAAAGGCAACGAGGUUCUUGAAGAACUUGGAUGUGGACCUAGAUACACUUGAAAGCAAAGCACAAGUAGCAUAUCCAACGUUAUCAAACUUGCUCCAGAAUGAAAAGAUUUACGGCCCAGCAGAUCGAGACCCUAAGACACGUCGCGAUGAUGUUCACUACUUCAAGUACCCUCACAUCUAUCUUUACGACUUAUGGCAGAUUUGGGCACCUAUUAUUAUAAUGGAGUGGAAACCGCAAGAUUUGGUAGACCCUCAUCAUCUGCCUUACCCUAGCAUCAAACCUGGCACAUUUGGAAGAUGCCCUUUUAUUGGAGACGGUCACUGUGACGAAAGCAGUUCAAAAAGAAUCAUCAAAAGAUAUAAGAGGGAUAAAGUCAACGAAAAAUACGCUCUUCAUUUGCGUUUGCUAUAUCAAGAGUCAGCAGAACCACAGGAUCGAGAUUUUGGUGACGAGAUGCCAAUUAUUCUCUCCCACAAUCACGCGAAUUCAAGAGAGUGUUAUGAAAAUCUCAUGAAGAUAAACAACUCGGACGAAGUUAAGUCAAACGAAUCCACUGAAUCUUCUGCGCAAAAACAAGAGUCGCUUCCUUCUGGAGUUUCAGUGAUCCCUAAACCUCCAUCUAAAGCCAUUUGGAAAACCCCUGCUGCAUUUAACCCGCCAGUUCUGCUACUCUCUAGGCAAGAUACUGAAGAAUUUGCAGAUGAUCUCUGCAGGAAAAAGCCCAGAAUUCCACAAGAAAUAAAAGCCAGCGGAGUGAACCAAUCUAAUGAUGGAUCUGCAUCUAUUGGCAACGGGCUAGGUCCUACAAAGGCCUCUGUGUUGAACAAGAACAUGAAGUCAUUAAAUAGACUUGUUGUUGAUAAAAAAUUCCACCCCGCUAAAGGUUUGGAUCCCGUGGAGUCUACGCCACCUCUCAAGACGAAGCUCACUUCGAUUAUUAGCACUCAAAUUGAUGCAUCAAAGGAAAAGCCCAAAGAAAAGAAAACUGAGGUUAAGAGACAAGAUUUUAAACUUGGUUCUGGCUAUUGUGAGAACUGUAGGGUCAAAUACGAUUGCUUAGCGCACCACAUUAACACUGACAAGCACCAGCACUUUGCUCAUGAUGAUAUGAAUUUUGAGGCUAUUGAUUCAUUAAUAGAGAAGCUUGCUGCUUCAAGAGCAUUGAAUGGUGGUCGGUAG